AUGGGCAUAAAAGAUCUGUGGAAUCUUCUGACUCCUCACAUGGAGCGGAAGCCGUUGUUCGAAUUGAGUAAUAAAGUGGUUGCUAUCGAUCUUUCCGGCUGGGUGUGCGAAAGUUUGAACGUCGUCGAUUACUUUGUGCAUCCGCGGUUUUACCUUAGAAACUUAUUCUUUCGCACAUGUUAUCUUUUGCAAACUGGAAUCGUACCCGUCUUUGUGCUGGAAGGUACCGCACCAGCAUUAAAGUAUGGAGUGAUCGUUAAGCGCAAUCAGAUGCAGUUUCGUGGAGCACGACCAAAGAAGAUUGCAAACUGCGAUAAAGCGACCUCGUCCAGUACAGCCGCAACAGAAAAGGCUGGUAAACCGGUGGAACAGAAGCGGAACCGGUUUCACUACGUCCUGAAACAAUGUGAGGAACUGUUAAGCGCUAUGGGUCUGAUAUGCGUACAAGCGCCCGGAGAAGCGGAAGCUCUCUGUGCCUAUCUGAACCAGGACAAUCUCAUCUACGGUGUGAUCAGCCAGGAUUCGGAUUGUUUCGCGUACGGUGCCGUACGAGUGUUUCGCAACUUUUGUGCCUCGCAAAGCGGUGGUUCGGUUGAUAUUUACGAUUUGAAACGAAUCGAUACCAGUGUGCUUCGAUUGGGACAGGAAAAGAUCGUUGCUAUGGCACUGCUGUCCGGGUGCGACUACUGUCCGGCGGGUGUUAUGGGUGUGGGCAGGGAAAUGGUUACACGAUUCAUAGGCUGCUAUGAUAAUGGUGAAAUUUUACCUAAAAUUCGCUCAUGGCGUAAAACAGCCGAUCGGUUGACGGAACUGGAAAUUCGAGCAGAGGAUAAAAACAUUUGCUCCGAUUGUGGACACGUUGGGAAGCAGCUGCAGCAUCGUAAGGCUGGAUGUUUGGACUGUAGGACAAAGCCGGGUUGUAAUGAAAUGCGCUGGAAGCAACAACGAUGUAACAUUAAAACUGAACUGGAUAUUAAACGGAAAGCGCUGAAAGAUCCGGACUUUCCGCAUGAACCGAUCAUAGAUGAGUUUCUUAAGAGACCAUGCGAAUUGCCAGCCCUGGAUUUAUCAUGGCGGCAGCCAAAUUUAGUUAAAUUCAUUAAAAGUAUGUCCACUUAUCUGCAGUGGAAUGAGCUGUACUGCUUUCAAAAGUUAUUGCCACUGUUCACACGCUGGCAGGUGUACGUGACAAAGCAUCCGACGAUUAAACGUUCCAGCGUAUUCCUCGAUCCGGAUCACAUUAAGAAGAAACGAUCUCCAAAAGGUAUCGCCAGCUAUGAGAUUGUAUGGAAGGAUGCAAAAAACAUGUUCAGCGGACUAAUUCCACAGCAACAGAUUGAUUCGUAUCUGGCCGAGGCGGGCAAUACGUUGGAAUCCUUAUGGAGUACUAUCGAACCGCAUGAUCUGGUACAGGAUGCAUAUCCGGAACUAGUUGAAGCUUUUCUUACAAGCAAAACAAAGGGUAGAAAGAAGAAAGGACCUUCUACAGUUGAUGGACAAGACAAACCCAAGAAAAAAGCACCAACAAAGAAAGUGAAAGCCCAAGUUCCGCUAAAGGAUUUUCUUGCAAAAUCAAAGGACAAAAAGAAAGCAACGGAAAAGGAGGAACGAAGCAGCGGAAGCGAUUUCGAAAAUCGACCAAAUACCCUGAAUCUAUCAUCUGAGGAUGAGUUUGAUUCGGUCGACCAUUUCCUUAACUUCACCGCCGAACUGGAAGCGAUCGCAGAAGAUCGCACCGCAAACGAUACCUUCAAUUCGUCUGCUUUAAUUGACCGUUUAUGUCGUCCAAACUAUCUACAGCAAGCACUCGAAGAAUACAUGCAAAUCAUCGAAACGGAAAAAAGGAGUAAAGCGUUACAUAAUCUAUUGUCCCAAAGUGUUGCCUUGUUGCCUACGUUGGAGCAAUCCAUGGAACCGACGGAAGAUCUUAGCAACGUCCAACAUCGGAUUGUUCUGAAACGAGACAUACUAAACGCAUCAAUUGGUAGUGGUUUUGGUGUACAGCUGAACCAAUCCUUAGGACGGUCGACAGGAGCAAGUAAAAAGAAGCGUAUGAGCUUCUUUUUUGAACCAAUAGACAUUCCACCACCGGAGCAACCAGAGGUUGAACAUGAACCGGAAGAAAUGGAUAUGUUCGAGUGUACUCUAAUGCUUAAGGAUCAAAUUGUGGUUGAACCAUGCGAAGACGACGAUGACAUCAACCAGACGAUCAUUUACGAUAUAGAUUUUUAA
Anopheles marshallii is the source of this 2232-nucleotide messenger RNA. RefSeq names its product flap endonuclease GEN (gene Gen). The record is from RefSeq and is a predicted model, not a curated record. Bases 1 to 2232 code for a protein of 743 amino acids. NCBI's taxonomy places the organism in Eukaryota, Metazoa, Arthropoda, Insecta, Diptera, Culicidae. Gene Ontology annotation, molecular function: four-way junction DNA binding; 5'-flap endonuclease activity. The transcript is spliced from 3 exons.